This is a messenger RNA of Sycon ciliatum, 2879 nucleotides long. RefSeq names its product guanine nucleotide-binding protein-like 1. The record is from RefSeq and is a predicted model, not a curated record. Lineage: Eukaryota; Metazoa; Porifera; Calcarea; Leucosolenida; Sycettidae. The transcript has a single exon. Bases 220 to 2175 code for a protein of 651 amino acids. Gene Ontology annotation, molecular function: GTPase activity; GTP binding.
CUUUGAUUCAGUUUUCAAUCGCGAUAUUGAGUGCGUUUCAAUCUGGUAGUUGUGUUUUAUAACUCCUUGUUUCUGAACGCAGACCUCUAGAACCAGGAGACAGAGUGCUAUACUGUCGGUUCAAGGUGAAAGAAGAAUUUUGCUUUCUGGAUUCUCGCCUCCAGUUCUGGUGGAUUGUGGUGCUUUCCAGGCAAUCUGCAUUUAUUGACAUUGUUGAAAAUGCCUCAACACAGUCGUCGAAAACCGUUCAGUGGCAAGCAGAAGAGAGCCCAGCUCCAGCGAAAACGAGAUGUGCAGCGAUUCCGGGAGGACGACGAGGAGCCUGCCAAAGAGAAGCUGGAGAUACGCUUAGACUCGCUAUCUGACUCAGAUAAAGAUGAAGAAACACUGGUCACGUCUGAAAGUGCAAAGAUCGUAGAUAAAUUUGAGCCCAAGUUCGAAGUAGGCGAUGCCGUGGCUGAGACAAGGCGUCAAGACAGAUACAAACUGAUGUUUGGCCAAGAAAGUGCCAGCGAAAUUGAGGAGCGCAAGCGGGAGUCGCGUCGGCCAUUGCAAACCCUGGCAGAAAAAGACUUGGAAGUGUCCUAUGAAGAUAUCUAUGGAAGUAUGGAGCACAUCGACAUGCCUGUUCGUCCCACCUGGCAAUACAGCCUGAGCAAGCAGCAGCUGGAAGCUAAGGAGCAGCGCUACUUCAAUGAGUACAUUGACCGGCUCAUGGCUGAUACACACGGCCAUCCGCUAAGCUACUUUGAGCGGAACCUGGAGACUUGGCGGCAGCUGUGGCGUGUGCUGGAGAUGUCGAAUGUAAUAGUGGUUAUCGCCGAUGCACGCCAUCCCAUCCUGCACUUCCCACCGUCCCUGUACCGCCACGUCGUACAUGAACUGAACAAAACGCUCGUGCUAGUGCUGAACAAGAUAGACUUGGUGCCGGCGAGUGUGGUACUGGCGUGGCGCGAGUACUUCUAUGGACUGUUCCCGCAACUUCACGUCGUCCUCUACACGGCACGCCCGGGGAACCAGAGCAGCAGCCAGCGCUCCGACGCCAAGGGUCUGAUGUCGCACGCCCGGUGCGGCGCUAAGCGGCGCAUGAUAUGCGUACAAGGUGCCCGUCAGCUGAUCCGCGCCCUGGCCAAUGUGGUGGCCGAUCACAGUAUGCUAUCCGGUUGGACGGAUAAACUCUCAAAGUUUGAAGUGUGCCACGAUGCUGGAAUAACAGCAGCAUCAGUGCACGAAGAGAUAGUACGUCAUAGCCGGCGUCGUAAGCAUACCGCAUACUCCAGCAACGGUACCAACGGUGGCCAUGAAGCUACGGCAGCGGCAACAGCAUCCUCACCGCCGUCCUUCAUUACAAUAGGUCUCGUCGGCCAUCCCAACGUGGGUAAGUCCUCUAUUCUCAAUAGCCUGAUUGGCAAGAAAGUUGUAAGUGCGUCACGCACACCCGGCCACACGAAGCACUUUCAGACGCACUUCCUCACACCGCACAUCCGCCUGUGCGACUCACCUGGCCUAGUCUUUCCAUCACGUGUUGAAAAACAGCUACAGAUCCUGUCCGGAAUGUACCCUAUUUCCCAAGUGCGUGAGCCAUAUACAUCCGUCGGCUAUCUGGCGGCGCGCCUGGGAUGUAAUUUGCUGUACCGACUGGGACUGGCCAAGAAAACAAGUGAAACCUGCCCGACUGUUCCUCCACAAUCCGAUGCAUGCAUCGACAGUUCAACAAACCCGCCGUGCAACGGCCACGCUAGUUCAAGCUCACUUCGUUGCGACGGCCACACCUGGUCCGCGUGGGACGUCUGCGAGAAGUGGGCAGAGGAAAGGGGUUUCCGUACCGCAAAGGGCGCCCGUCCCGAUACCUACCGUGCCGCGAAUCAUAUUCUGCGCCUGGCGACAGACGGCAGAAUAGCACUGUUCGUACGACCGCCGAAAUACACUGAAGACUUAGCGAAAUGGAUGUGCCAUCCCGAACUAAAGAGCGUUGUUGCAGUCCAACUGGAGGGCUUGGACCAUGAUGAGUUGAGCCUUGACCUGUUGGCACAGCUUAGUGCUAGCAGCAACUCCAGUGCUGCCGCAUCGUCAGCAGAUGAUAGUUCCUGUCGUGGGGUAGCGUCACGUGCGGCCGCAGCCGCUCCAGCCACCCGCAAUCCGUUUGCCGGAUUGGCCGUGGCGGAUAGUGAAUAACUGAGAAGUGACACGGACUGUGUUUGUUUGAGGUGCUGUCGCUCCAAGCUACAUCUCACUAUGUUACAUUUCACCCUGUGGCUGAAUCACCCCAAUGUUUUAUCUUAUCUGCCCCCCCCCCCCCCUCACACACACUCUCUCUCUCUCUCUCUCUCUCUCUCUCUUAUCAAGUUAGUUACUCACUAUUGCGUUUGUGUGACUCUGACUCCGAGACUUGUGGUCGGAUGAGCCUCACACACCACACACGCACCCCAUCCGCAAUAGUGCCCACUGUUCCCCCCCCCCCCCACCCCGCAGCCCCUUGGCUCCUGUCGAUGCCAAAGUUGAGAGCUAGACAACAUCACCGGUGUUCUUGAUUGCAAUGUGCACUGUUUUAACGUUUUUAAUCAAUCAUCAGUUUCAGGUUUUUUUAAACCUUUUUAUACUUCUCAUUAUGCCUCUACUCCCUGCUGGCAGUACUGCUCUCUACCUGGCUUACUGUUGCUGCAUGCCCCGCUCUGACCAGCGAUCAUAAUAAUUAUUAUUAUGCCAACUUGACCUGAGUAUUUAUCUGCUUGACCUGAUUAUUAAUCUGCUUUUUUAACAUCUUUUUUAACUUUCAGGCAUAAAAAGCAUGUUGCAGAGGGCUCAUUGUUCAUAAAGUUUUUUUAUUGAACGGUGCAUAUUUACUGGUGAUACAUGUACUUCUAAGUACUUUUCUUUCA